CCGAGCGGAAGCAUCGCGUCGUCUCACUACUUUCGAACACGGGUUUUUCGUAAUAUUAUUCAUCAAGUUGGCUGAAGUUUCACGUCGCCAGUGGCUUGUUCAUCCGGAAAAUCUGAGCGAAGGUCGACUCGAUCAUUAGAUUCGCCUUCGACAUGUUGUAGUUUGCAAUGAAGUCUGAACUGAUUUACAGACAUGGAUAUUUCAACAACGGAGGUUGCUGCAGACUACUUAAUCCUAGAAUUGCUGCUAUCACUGCUGCAAUCUAUACCUUGAACAUGUCCAUUCUUGUCGUUUUGAUAUAUAGCUGGAGAAUCAGUAUCAACGUUCCGAGAUUCACAACGCUACAAGAUGUGUACUAUGGUGUCCAAAUCGCCUACUUUGCGAUAAUAGGAAGUCACUUAUUUAUGAUAGUACUCAGUAUAGGACUGUUAUUUGGAAUAUUCAGGGAAAACAUAUCCCUGGUCAUACCUUGGGUGAUAGGAUUCAUCACCUUCAUGGCAUUAGAAGCUGUAGCAAUGGUGUACUCAAAUGUCCUUAGGGAUCAUGUAAAUAAAGAAUUCGACGCUCUCUGCAAAGCCGAGGUAGCGUUUUUUAUUUCCCGAACAUUGAUAAACGCUGUAGCGAUAAGCGGCGUGAUGCGUUUCUUCAACCUCCUACGAGCUGGCAUCACUUGGAAGGGACCCGAAGUGAUCGAACUAUGAUCGAGGAACUCUAUAGGGUACGACGAAGAUGACAUCGGUUUCGACAGUGACAGUGAUUGUUCACUACUCGUCAGGGUGUCAUCUUCCGGAUCCGGUACAUUCAGUAGUAACUCGGAUUUUGUUUGACAAAUGCGGUGUUCUAGGGGAUGAAUUUGCGUUUCCUUAACAUUACGGUUUUGUUGUUAUUGAUGUUAUACUUCAUGAAGUGCAUUCCAUCAACAUGUAAGUUAAUAUUUUGUAGAGAUUUAUAUGUAAGGACGAAAUAAUCAAUUUUCAUUUCUGAU
Molecule: messenger RNA, 985 nt
Organism: Leptinotarsa decemlineata (Colorado potato beetle)
Lineage: Eukaryota; Metazoa; Arthropoda; Insecta; Coleoptera; Chrysomelidae
Source: RefSeq, a predicted model, not a curated record